Molecule: messenger RNA, 969 nt
Organism: Paramecium pentaurelia
Lineage: Eukaryota; Ciliophora; Oligohymenophorea; Peniculida; Parameciidae
Source: the annotation of a GenBank genome assembly
AUGAAUAAUAUUCGCUAAUCAAAUGAACUAUAAUUUAUUAAGAGAAAGUCACCUUAUCUAUUACAGAAAGCACCACAAAAACUAGUCAAAAUAUCAACCAUGUCUUAAACUUAAUUUAAAGAAUUUCUUGAAUCUUUGUCACUCAAUUUUACACAAUUAAGUCAGAAUCUACAAUAAAUGCUCACUCUAUAUAAUGUUCAAAUAUUCCAUGAAAAUGAAAAUGAUUAACUCAUUGCUAACUCUGAUACUGAUUCAUUUACUAAAUCUUAAUAAGACUGGUUGAUUAAAACUAUCUGUAAACUUGGAGUUAAUCAUCAAUUCUGGCCUGAAAUUUCAUAAGUCUUAAAUAAACCUCUUUAAGAAGUUAAAGCUUAUUGGAUUAGUCUGCAAGAUAAUUGGACCAAUGAAUAAGACAAUAAGUUGAUUUAAUUUCGAAAUUAAUAGCUAAAUUGGUUAGAAAUAGCUUUGAGGCUUGAUAAGAAUAAAAUAAAUUGUAAACACAGAUGGAACAACAUUAUAGAUCCUACUUUAUAAAAAACUCCAUUCACUAUUUAGGAUGACAUCUUAUUACUCUAAAAAGCUAUUUAAUUAAACUUCGAUUGGAAGAAAAUAUAAAAGAUUAUAUAACCAAAAAGAAGUCAAACAGAUCUAAUUUCAAGAUUUAUCAAAUUAUAAUCUGAAUAUAACAAUAUUGAUAAUCUUAUCUAAAGAGUUUAAUUUGCAAUUGAUUAAUUACCUAAAUAUGAUAAAAAUUCUAUGCGGAUUUUACCUCAAUAAUCCAGUAUAAUAGAAAAGACUAUAGUAGAAUAUGAAACACUUUCUAUUCUAGAUCUUAAUUUAUUUGAUGCUAUGUCACUACAAUUCUGUCUUGUGAAGCACAAUUAGAUAUUUUUUGUUACUCUUGAAUAUAUGCAAUAGUUGGUUAAUUUGAAGUUAAAUUAAAGAAAACUAUUAUAAUUUAUUAAAUGA